AUGCAGCUCAGAAGAUUUGCAACUGCAGCUCGUCAGCUGGGUGGUUCUGUUGGGAUUCUUUCAUCUGCCUUCAGACUACGUGAACGCCUAGCCCAAAUCAAAUUUCUGUUUCAAGAAAAUGCUGCUGAUCUCUUUCCAGGUAAAGUGCCACGUCAGCCCCGUGAGACGCUUGUAAACAACCUUCGUGAUCAACGAAGUGCUCGACGAAAGAGCGUAAUUUUUAACAUUGGAGAACCUGUGGUGGAUGAUGACUUGGACUCUGAGCUUUUCCCUGAGCAAUUCGGGGAUUUUGCUGAUGAUGUCAUGACAUUUCUAAGAUGCCUCAACGAAUUCCCAGAAUUCGCGGAUGAGACGGUCAGCGCUUCUAUUCACUCUUUCGAACGUGACCUAAAGCACUGGGCUGAUUCUCUACAAUCAUUCAAAGCGUAUGCAGGACAGCUCAAAUAUCCCGCAAGUCAAAAAUACAUCCAUGAACUCACGGCGGAGAUGGGCCACCAUAUUGAUAACAUGAUAGGUUCUUUGUCAAUGUUCAUCGAGAUAGGCAUACCCUCCGUUCUUUUUACCCAAAAGCACGAUGCAACCACCUUAACCAACCUAUCUACUGUUGCAACCUUUUUCUCCGCGGUUACAGCUACGACGCUUCAAUUCUCCAUCGCAGCUGCUAUCAACAGUUUACUUGGUCUUACUUGGAAGCAAGCCCUAUAUCAUUCCCCUGGAUACCAAUGUCCAAGGUGGAUUCAGAUAUGGAUCAAGCGCUCUCCUCUAGUGUUCCUGAUGUUCUCUGUGGCAUGUUUUUCCGUUGGAUUGGUCCUAUUCACCUAUUCCACCAACCAACACUAUGUCACUUCUACCAUCACCGUGAUUCUCACUGCUUUUACCAGCCUGGGUCUAUUAUUUGUGGUCGCCUGGAUUGGAUUCGAGAAGUGGAUAUUCGUCCGCUUCAUGGGACAAAAAUGGCUCCGGGGUGUGAUAUCGGAUGUAGUGACGGAUACCUUUCGAUUCGGCACGGUUGUUUUCCCAAAAGCAGUGCGCUCUUUGAGUCAAAGGCGUUUGCAGGCCGUAGGACGUUGGCUCAAGUGGAUGACAUCUUCAUUUAUUAGUGUGAUAAAAUCACACACGAAAACAAAAGCCAAUAUAAGAGGGGAAGAUCCCGUGCUUCCUGUCACUCGACUUCCAUCAGAGCUAUUAGCAACUCAAGGAGCGAACGAGCGCAGUACCGUUCCCGUUACAGACACCAACCCUAGGCAGUCCGACUCAAGAGACAGUGAGUCUGCGAUACACGGCUUACCGAGGCCCAAGGAGCGCUUUCGCACUGCUGUGAAUAAGGUAAUGGUUGCCAAUGCUCUACGAAAACCAUACCCUUCGUCAGUAUACCAUCGAAGGCAUAGCACAGGAGAUGCUCCCCGGCUAAAGAAUUUGGUAGCAUUGCGUGAUCUUUCUAUUCACGAUGCCCCCGUGCAUGAUAUACAGUUUUCACCAGAUGGAAAAUUACUGGCGACCUGCAGUUUAGACCGGACGUCUGUGCUUUUUUCCGUCGAUGACAUCUACACUGGCGCCAUGUCAACUCCCUGUAUUCUUCCCCAUACAUCUGUCAGUCAAGUAGCCUGGUCACCGACAGGCCACUUAUUACUGACAAGAACUAAUCGUGGCAUUAAGAUCUGGACGGGGGAAGGACUAUGUAAGUUGACUAUUGAUCGACAAUGUGCCGUACAUUGCGUUUCUUGGUUUCCUGGAGGAGAAGCUUUCGUGUCUGCAGAAGGGGACCAAGUAGUCAAACUCGAUUUGGAUGGUAAUGUAAUGGGCAGGUUCAAAUUUCCUCGGAUGAUGGUACGCUGCAUUGCGAUCACACCAAAUUCGCAAUACUUGCUCGGCAUUGGACAUAUCUUGAUUUCACCCAACAGAGCAGCCAACAGCUCCAACCCAGUUGAAAAAUGGCUUUUGAUCUACAAUUUAGAGACUAGACAAAUCGAAGAUCGUGUACUCGUUCACAGUGAUGUUCGAGAUAUCGCAAUAGAUCGAAGCGGAUCAUGGGUUCUGGUUUCCUACGAAUACAAAGCCCCCCCACAAUUAUGGAAAAUAGAUGUAUUACCAUCUCGUCGGAAUGGUGCCGAGACCACCGUGAAGUUAUCGUUUCGUCACAAAUACAUUCCGUUCGCACCAGUCGAUUUUGCAGGACCGAGUUGUUUUGGAGGAAUCGAUGAUCAGUUUGUUCUCUGUGCGGGUAAAGCUGGAGAUAUUUAUAUAUGGGACCGAGAAAGUGCGAUGAUACUCCACAACGUCCGGGCUCCUGCAUGGGACGAUGGUGACCUAACAUGCAUAGCGUAUAACAACGCUGAGGAGAACAAAUUCACGUUCGCAACUGGAAGUCAUUUUGGCCCAGUGAGGAUAUGGACGACUCUCAGUGGUGGUUCUCGUAUUGAGCAUAGUCCAUGGCUGCCAUCGCGUUCACCUACAUCAGUAUCAAUGCCCCUUCGAGCUGAAUCUCCCGAAAUUUUGAAUGACGAUGCGGACCGCUCCAUCCUUCAAACAAUAUUUACACCAGAUUUGCUGCUGGUAGCAAGCCCUACUAGCUUUGAAGACCCUGGCGGAACCAUCCUCGAGUCUACUAGUCAAAAGGAUAGAAUAACUUAA
Messenger RNA from Serpula lacrymans var. lacrymans S7.9, 2631 nucleotides. RefSeq lists its product as uncharacterized. Lineage: Eukaryota; Fungi; Basidiomycota; Agaricomycetes; Boletales; Serpulaceae. The transcript has 18 exons. Gene Ontology annotation, molecular function: protein binding; DNA-binding transcription factor activity. The coding region runs from base 1 to 2631 and encodes 876 amino acids. Gene Ontology annotation, biological process: positive regulation of DNA-templated transcription. The record is from RefSeq and is a predicted model, not a curated record.